UGAUGUCCAGCUCUCCCCCUCCACUCAAGUGGAGAGUGCCGGCUGCUGGUGAAUUUCGCUGCGCUGUCUCUCUCUCUCUCUCUCUCUGUCUCUCUGUCCCUGGCUUGUUAUUUCUCUCCCUCUCUUCCCCACCCCCAGUCAGUCUGUUCCCCUCCUUUAAUCUUUAUCUCUCUCACUCCCUCUCCCUCUCUCUCUCUGCCGUUUUUUAACUCCCGAAUUUUCUUGCCUGUCCGAUGGUAGCAGUCAUGGGUUUGGAAGGUGCUGCUUAAGGAGCCUUGGCCGUGAACAUGUCAGCCAAACUUCAGACCAGUAACAUCACCAACAAGAAUGACCCUCGGUCCAUCAACUCCAGAGUCUUCAUCGGAAACCUCAACACAGCAGUGGUGAAGAAAUCCGAUGUUGAGACCAUCUUCGGGCAAUAUGGGAAAGUGGUUGGCUGCUCUGUUCACAAGGGCUAUGCCUUCGUCCAGUACACAAACGAGAGGACGGCACGCGUGGCGGUAGCCGGUGAGAAUCGCCGUGUACUUGCCGGACAGACGCUCGAUAUUAACAUGGCUGGUGAGCCCAAGCCCAACAGACCCAAGGGAUUGAAGCGGCCAAGUUCUGCUCUGUACAGCUCCAGCUACGAGUUUGAUUACGAUUACUUCAGGGAUGAUUUCUAUGAGAGGAUGCACGAGUAUUCAAGUCGGCCAUCGCUGAUUCCCAGGGCUAUUCCAGUGAAACGCCCGCGAGUGAUUGUACCUGUGCUACGCAGAGGGAAGUCUGGGAUCCCCCUGAAACUAAUGGCGCGCUCCACAGCCGUGACAAAAAGUGCUGCAAAAUUAAAACUAAAAUCCAAUGAACUUCAGAGGAUUAAAGUAGAACUCACGCAGAUUAAAUCCAACAUUGACUCACUCCUCGGGAGGCUGGAGGAGAUCGCAAGGGAGAAAGUGGGCCACACAGAGCCCAGGAAGAAAGUUGAUGAGGUCAGGACUGAGCUCUCCCACGCAGACUCUGCUUCGGAAACUGCUGACACAGUCACAGAGGAGCCACUGGGGGAGGAAGCUGACUGCGAUGAGCUCGAACAGGGUGAAGCAAUAGAAGAUAAUGAGUGUGAGGAUGAAAUGGAGACCAAUCACAGAGCAGAAACAGAGGGAACAUUAGAAUAGAAGACUGCAAACUAGUGGUUCCCAGCAGGCUACGAGUAAUGGGGAGAUCACAUGAAAUCAACUGAGGAGCUCGACACAUAAUUUAGAGAAAAACAACUGCAGGCCAUUGCUACCUUCAGCUCAACUAUACCAAGAGGAAGAGGGGACAUCUGUAAAACAUUUAGGCAUCUGAUCCUGUAUCACUGCAGAAAGGUUAAAACCUGCUGGUGUGCCACAGAAGUUGCUACAAAAAAAAACACCACACACCAUGAGCAAGACUGUUGGCCAACUGCCGCAGCAAGACUCUCUGGGGUUUGUGACAAGUAUCAGAUUGAUCCAUUGCUCCCGUCUUCUUAAUAUGUACAAAUAUUGUUGUCGACCUUCAUCAUGCUUGAGAAUAUUACAAAUCUGUGUCACAUAUUUUGUAGAAACUAAUUCCACUCUCCAAGUUUUUCCCUUCUCUCCUGGGACACUCAGCGCCAACCAUUUUACCCAUGAAUGAAUGUUGUCAGUGCCAUUUAAGAGCUCAACCCUGUCCUGCCCCAGACAUUCACUGCCAGCUGAGUGUUCAAGAACCUUGAACGGAGCCCACCACCCCCACAAUAACAUUUGAGACCAUUUUCUCAUUUUAUUUAUUUCUAGUUUAAAUGAAUCCAGAAUCGUUCCACUGCCAUUCCCCUCCUACCAACCCCAGCUCCCGGGAAUCAUAUCCCAUCAGGGUAGAUGUAUGAUCUGGCACUGGGCAGCUACUAACACACACUCUCAUAGCGCUGCCAAUGCUGGUUGGAUGUAUUCCUAGUGGUUUCAUCACAUGACUUACUUCCAACUUCCCCAUCCUUACACUUCCGUCACUGGUCACCUGCCAUGUCCAUUCUCACAGUGUCCCACCUUCUGGUCAAUUGGAAAACAAGCAGACUCUUAAAAAAAAAAUCAACCAAUCGGAAAUAAACUCUCAAAACAGCCCGUUUGUUUUUCCGUACCAAAUUCUUUUGCAAUGAAUAAACGGAAGUGACCAAAAGAAAAUGAAAAAAAAAACAUUUGUUUUUCUCUCUCUGGGUUGUUGCUCGCCAUAGUUUCCUGGAGAUUUAUCUUCAAUUCCUGGAGACAACGGGGCAAUUCUAGAGGGUUGGGAACCCUAACUUCCCAGCUGAUCCGAACAAAAUUGGAGAUACUGCUGCAGCAAGAGGUCACUGUCUGAUAUUUCCUUUCUUUCUGCAAAGAAACUCUGAGGCUUCAGCAAUUUGGCAGAGUCAGGAAUCGGAAAUGAAACCUUGUGCACCAUGAUGCUAAAAAAAAAGCUAACUUGCAAGAUCCAUCGCUCUCUUCAGACCUGUUUAGCUGAAAUGUGUUUUUGUCUUUAUUUCUACUCUUUGACCUUUCAAAUCCUGCCAUUGUUCUGAAUAAGUUUAUCGUCGAUCUACCGUGACUUGUGAGUUGUAUCAUUUUUUUUAAGCUGCCAGUAUUUUGUUUUCUUUGAAGUAUUCUUCAGUGUUAAAAAAAUGACAGAAAAUUAAACUGUGAUUGCUAUGGGAACAACCAGAGGAUUGAUUUGACCAUUGAUUGACAGGAGAGAAUCCACUUCAGACAAAUUAACAGGUUCCUCUGCUUCUUCAAGUUGUUGUGGCCCUUUAAAGAAGAACAAGCACAGUCCUGAGUUAGAAAUAUGUUGCUGUUCCUUCAUUGCUGCUGGGUCAAAACCCUGGAACUUCCUUCCUAACUGUACCACAUGGACUGCAGCUGUUCAAGAAGGCGGCUCACCACCACCACCACCAAUCCACGAGUAAUUAGGGAUGGGCAAUAAAUGCUGAGCUUGUCUACAAUGCUUGCAUCUCGUGAAUGAUAAAUAAAAAAACAAUUUGAA
Carcharodon carcharias (great white shark) is the source of this 2988-nucleotide messenger RNA. It is a transcript of the gene raly, whose product is annotated as RALY heterogeneous nuclear ribonucleoprotein. The transcript is spliced from 10 exons. The record is from RefSeq and is a predicted model, not a curated record. Gene Ontology annotation, molecular function: RNA binding. Lineage: Eukaryota; Metazoa; Chordata; Chondrichthyes; Lamniformes; Lamnidae. Gene Ontology annotation, cellular component: nucleus. Bases 288 to 1148 code for a protein of 286 amino acids.